ACACCAUCCCCAACCCCCAUGAGUGUAUUUUUUUUUUAAUACUUUGUGAGGAAAAACUGUCAACCAUAUCCAAAGUGUAGGACCAAAGAGAACUAAAUAAUGUAUGCUUUUGUUAGGUUCUUUGAAGACGAUAUGUGCUACGCGUUACCCGUUUCAACCAUCGAAGAUUUCAGACCUCUGCACAGAACAGAUUUUGAUAAUCAGAAGGUGUAUCUGGUCCACAGAACUGAAGAGAAUGGCUGCGCAGGCCAGCCGUGCGAAGCACAGAUCCUUGCCCUUGCAGAUACAGUAGAAGAAUUUGAAGACAGUAUAAUCCAAAAAAAGAUGAAAAUUCCCAAGAUGUCCAUCAGGAAUUCAGGAAAGUCUAUCGAGAACAAUUUCGGAGAAGAGAGAUUACCACUGAGGCAUAAAAAGGCCCUUUCUCAAGACCAUGGAAAGCCCCUCUCUAACUCCUCCAAGAGCCUCGCCGCAGUAGUGGCUCGCCUGGAAAGAAAUGCUGCCAACUCCUACAUGGAAGGUGAGGAGGACUUGGAUGAGGACCGGUUGGCUGAGGAGGGAGAGGACGCAGAUGAUGAAGAGGAAGAAAUGGAGGCAGAGCACCGGCAACAUCAUCAUCAUCACCAUCAUCAUCAUCACCAGCAGCAGCAACAUUUGGAGGUGGACACGCAUUGUGUGUCGGAGGUAGUGGCGGCAGUCGUUCCGAGGGUUCUGUACGAGGAGCUGGUUCACAGCUACAGGCAGCAGGAGGAGGAGAUGAGGAGACUGCAGCAGGAGCUGGAGAGAACCCGCAGGCAGCUGGUGCAGCAGGCCAAGAAGCUGAAGGAAUACGGCAGCUUGCUGACAGAAGUCAAAGAACUGAGGGACUUCAACAGGAGGCUGCAGGAUGUGCUCCUCAUGAGACUGGGCAGCGAGCCUAUGCACGACAAUGGCACUCAGACAAUCAAGGCUGAAGUGGUCGAACCAAUAGUUGAGGCCCAGGAGACGUGCAGGGAAGAAGCUAACACAAGUUCAAGCUAUUCGCCCUCACCCAGAACGGUGUACACCUGCAACGAUGGGAAGGUACAUCUUGGGGGUGGGAUUUGGGUGGAGGAAGAGAAAUGGCACCAGCUUCAGAGGACCCAGGGAGAUUCAAAGUUCACAAAGAACCUCGCUGUGAUGAUUUGGGGCACUGAAACCCUCAAAAACCGUAGUGUCACGGGUGUGGCCACCAAAAAGAAGAAAGACGCCCUGCCCAAACCUCCACUGUCACCCAGCAAGCUGAAAAUAGUCAGAGAGUGUCUCUACGACAGAGUGUCUCAAGAAACGGCCGACAGCGCUGAGAUCACGCAGAGAUUGUCCAAAGUGAACAAAUAUAUCUGUGAAAAGAUAAUGGACAUCAACAAGUCCAUCAAGAACGAGGAGCGACGGGAGUCCAAGCUGCUAAUCAGACAGACAGUCAAGAUGGAGAACUUCACCUACGAUGGCAUAUAGUGAUCUACUCUCACGUCAGCGCCUUCUGCCCCGCGUGGCCCGCAGGAUGUUUAGGGGACUUGCUAUGGGAGGGUUGGGGACUGCUGUCACUGUUCCAGAAGCUGUCAUAUUUCUUUCACACAGGUCCUAUCCCACCUCUGUAUAGGUCGAGCGUCAUGUUUAUCAUUUCUUUUUUUUUGGCUGCCAGGCAGCUUUACCCACCAGCACAUGAAAUAGUUUGACAUGAGCUGGAGUGAGUGUGUUGUUUUAUAAGCUUUACCAUUGGUAUGGAGGCGUGUGCAUAUGUGUCGAGAGAGCGAGAUUAGAUGUGAUAGUUAAUUUAUUGUUCUGUGUCAGAACAUCAUUUCGAGUCCUGGAACUUUUAAAAAGUAAGAGAUUAUUCCUGUAGGUAGAGUCUUCUGAUGCUGUCUAAUUGACGAUGCUAGCUAACGCCGGGUCUUAUACUGUCGGGGAUUGGAGUGUCGGUACUAAAUGCAAAGAAUGGGACGUCAGGGUCUCGAAUGCACAAGUCUUAAUUAGUAACAGCCAUAUGACGGUUUGCUCCAAGAGAUUACCUUAGAAUGUGUGCUGUCUCUUAACUCCUUUAACACAUCUGCUUAUGAGAAGAGGGCUUAGAGAGGGUUGUUGGAAAGAAUGACUCCAAUUUAUGAGUCAGUAAAGCUACCUUUGAUUUUUUGAUUUUUUUUUUUUUUUUACCUUUCAUGUUAACACAUACAAUUAACGUAUGAGGACAUGAACUGAAAUAUAUAUAUAUGUAUGACAUAUAUUUAAGAGAUGCACCAAUCAGACUUUUCCCUCAGCCAAUUCCGAUUUUUGUUUACCUGUUUUUCAAAACAUUGUUGAGAAAACAUCAAGCUGCAGGUUUUUUUUUUUUAAUCCAACUAAAAAUGUAAGGUUUUUUCCACUUAAGCUCAGAGGUAUAGUCCCCUACUCUUUGUAUGAUUUUAAAUAAAUUCAAACUGAGUCAAAGAAGCUGAUGUUGGGGUGAUGAGUUUAUAGACCAAAAUAGUAGUAAGAGUUCUUAGUUUGGACUUGAUGAACAAGCAAAAAAUCAGAUUUUUUUUGUAUCUGACUGUGGGAUUAAAUAAAAGGUAGUCAAUUCUGAUUCUUCACUUAUUAAUUGGUGCAUCUCUAAUAUUUCUGCGUCAGUCUUAGUCAUUUGAAUAAACUUGAGUCUAGAGUUGUUGCGGUACAGGCAUGUUGAUGCCUUGAAAGGCCUUAAAUGGAUUCGGCAAUCUCCAGGGACAUAUAUGUCUCUGGGUUUUUUUAUUUUUUUAUUUUAACAGUAAGCUGUGAUUGUAAAUGUUUUGUAAGCUGAAGUGAUGAAGCUUCACCUGCACUUUGCUGUGAGAAUGUAAGAGUUGACCAGGUACUAUUAUUAUGUGUGGUUUGCACCGUUCGAUUGAGGUGAACCGGACUAGCGGCCAGGUGAAAAUCAGAGCACAGCUCUGCGCAGUCCAGGUCAUCUUGUUGUGAAAGCUGUGGGUAAAGCUGUCUGCGGCACUAUUUUUGCUUUUCUUUCUUUCUUUUUUUGUAAGGUUGUCUGGCCCUGCUGAAUCCCAUCCUAACCCUCUCUUCUUUUUAGUCACAGCACUGGGGAAAAUAGUAAGGUUGCUCCAGUGACAAUUUCCUCUGAGCUAUGCCAUCAAAAGUUUUAAAAUGUUCUUUUAUUGUGUAUGUUUAUAUAUAUAUAUAUAUAGGAUUUUUCUCUCCUGUUAUAUUGUUUUGAUCUGAAGCGGUUUGUGUGGCUGUCUGCAGGCUGGAACUAAAUGCUGCAGAUUGAAAUCUCAACUGUGACUUAGCUGUGGCUAACUGUGAAUCUGCUGCAGAGCUGCCCAUCAAACCUUUUUCCUCUUCACACUCGUAAUUCCUGGAUGUCUCUCACUUUAUUUCUUUCUCUCCUUUUUUUUUGUUUGUUUGUCUUGGUUUGUGUCAUAUCACAACUUCAUAUCAGCCUUUCGUUAAGCUACUUUAUGUUCCAAAGAGCAUAGAAACAGAUGCAUAUGUUUGACACCAAAGUUGGUGACAUAUUUUGGUUAGUCGUAUUACAGUUUAACGGUUCUGAUCAUAUUUGAUGCAGUGUUUUUCAUAUUGUAUUUCUUAUCCAUCUGUUUCCUGUUUUUUGGGUUGUUUUUUUUUUACUUUGUUGUUUUUAUAUGAAUCAUUGGCUUUAAGCUAGUUGUUGUAUCCAAAUGUUGAUCAGCUGAGUCUACCAACGGAAAACAAAUCCUCCUCAUUCAUAGCCAAAGUUAUUCCAUAGGAACAAGAGAGAGUACGGGUUUAUUUACCAAGUCAGAGCCUGUAGAUUAGGUCAACAUUGUGAUAUUUGGUAAACCUCACUUUAAAUCAGUGAAAAUCUCUAUUCUUAAACUGUUGGGAUCUUAAAUAUCAAGAUGCAGUAAUUAUCAGCUCAUAUCUUUUACAUUGAAUGCACUUUAAAUUGUACUGCGAUUUCUUCAAUUUUAAACAAUUGUUUGUCAUGAUAGUUUUACGUUUGGGCCUGACUGUCAUUUUUAUUCUCAUGAAGCACCUUAUGACAUUUUGGUUUCUAUUUCUUAUCAUUAAAACAAAUUUGAAUUUUUGGAAUGACUCUGACAAGCUAACACCCCAUAAUAAGCUUGGUAAGUUCAACAUUUAGCUGUAAGGUUUAUUAGAUCUGCAGAUUCAUAUCAAAUUGACGUUGAAACUGGAAUCAGCUACUCCAUUAUUUCCUCCUGGAUAUUAAGCCGCGACCUUAGCAGACUGGCAAACAAUAAAUAAGUUAGUUUAAAACAGCAAUGUCCAGUUUAAAGACCUUUGAAAUGUUUAAAAUGACUGGAAAUUGUGCUUUAGCUUAACACAUCUCCAUGCUGUUCACGUGUACAAAUAUGACUUAUAUAGAGUUUCAAUGGAGUAUUUUUUACUAUUGAGUUGUAACUGUGAGAACUGAAUGAUGAAGCUGAUAAAAGUUGUAUGCAGACUGCGGAAUCAGCUGGGUUUGCACAAAAAAAUGGCCCAUGCAAAAGUAUUGGGCCUUAGUGAAUAACAAAGUCACGCAAUGGUGACACUUGUCUGUUUUUUUUUUUUUUUGUUUUUUUGUAAACCAGAGUCCCCUUUUUUUGUUUGUUUAUUCUAUGUACAAAGUACGAUAAGGUUCAAAUGUUGGAGAGUGUAUUGAAAAUACUUGCAAUUUAAAAGGAAAAAAAAAAAGCUUUCUGCUGUGCAAAGCCACCUUACUGAAAUUCAGAUGCGUUGUUGUGUACUGUGUUUGUGUUUCUUUGUUGUCCGAUGCCAAAAGAGGGCGUGGUUGUAACGAUGCUUAAAGAGAGCAUUUAUAGAGCUAUUACAUCAUCGUUUUGAAAGGCUGGUUUCCUGGAGAGAGAUUAAAACCUAUAAUCCCUUAACUAAAACCAUCUUCAGUGGAUGAAAGCUGUACCAUCGCAGAUUUAGCCUAAUCUGCGAUGACACGGCCAAUCUGACAAUAGAGUACCAGAAGUUUUGGCAGCCGACUCGUAACGUAUUGUGCAUAUUACACAACCUGGAAUAGAGAGUCAUGGAUGUUUUAGGCUAGUUUGACUCUGUAACACAGCACACCACCAUAACAGUAGUUUUAGGAAGGAAACCUGCUGGACAUGAUCCUCUUCUUGUGCCACUUCUUGUUCCUUACUCACCUGCUUUAUGGCUUAUGCUGUGAAUACCUGUCAGAAGCUUCUCAAAACGAUGGAGCUUUGUUUUACUUUUUCGUAGUUCGAUUGAGGAAAGAGUGAUCCGAGUUUUUAAGCUUCACUCUGUUGAGCAAGAUGGAUGUCUUGCAGUUUGCAGAGCCAUACUGUUAACCAGACAUAUUACUGUUUGAGCCUCAGAUACAAUAUAAACAAAAAAAUACAAAGAUAUACAUUGUUAAGCAUAUAUUUUUCUUAAAAGUAUCAGUAACUUUGUAUACGAUUCACAAACCGGUUCUACUUCAUCCAACUUCACCGUCCUACCUCAUUGUUACUCUGGUGUUUGUCAGUAAAUGUAAACUAUAUGUGUGUAUAUUAUAUAUAAAAAAAGGAAAUCUAUAGGAAAAGGUAUAGCUGGUUGCUCUUAACAUGUACAGCAUAUAAAACACCUCAAUACACAAAUAUCAUUCUUAAGCAAAAUCCGUUUUCUUAUCUGCUUAAAGAUGCUGCUGUAAAGGGGGUUUCUGUGUGAGGGGGUUGUCUCUGAAUAUAUAUAUGGAUAUAUAUCUUUGCUCUUUGCUAUGUUGUGCAGUUGAUCGAUGGUUGUGUUCUGUCUCUGUACUGCAAUCUGAGAUUUUUACUGGUUGACGGUGCUACCAGCAAACAGUUUGAGAAAAACAAAAACUGAUCUACCGGACCUCAAAUGGUGCUGUUUUUCUAUGUUUUUAAUCGUCAUACGGCUCUGUGUUAUUCAGGUGUGUUAACCGCCGCUAUCCCCUCAACUAAUCAAAAUCCUAAAGCCAAAAUGUUUUUCGCAAGGCUGGUAACCCUGCUAUUACUGUAUCAAAAAUAUAUGCUAUCCAUCCAAAUAUUGUAGAUAGUAGUAAUAUUCUCAGUUUCAGAAGUACCUCAGAAGUUGUGGAUUUUAAGUGGGUGCAUCUGCUUCUGUUAAUUUCCUUUUUGUUGCAGUGUGUUUUUUUUUGUUUGUUUGUUUGUUUUCAGAAAUAUGCAUUUUUACUGGCUAGAUCAGGUUAUCUUCAUAGAUGGUACAUGGUUACGGGAGCAGUGUGAGUUACAGUAGCAAAGGCCCUCGACAAAACCAUAUUCCAUUUGGGUCAACCUUGCAUUGUAUAUCAGGGUCCAUUUGUAUUCAAGGUUUUUAUCACACCCAUAUGAGCAGAAAUUAGGAAUGUGUAAAGAAAAACAUAAAUGGGGCUUUAUCACACUUGUUUUGUUUACUUUGUCAGUCAUAACGGUUGGUUUUUUUGUGGGGUAUUUUUUGCUUCACUUUCUCUGUAUUUCUCUGUGUAUCUUUGUAAAUGCUUUCCUUCAGUUUUAUAUCUCUGGAUUUUCUCUUCGCAGAAAGUGCUUUACAUCCUCUUAUUUCCUGUCCCCUGACCCGCUGCGCUUCAGUGUUUGUUUUCCGCGCCAAAGUGUUUGAGACACGUUAGUACACGUUUCGUUUCUGUCUACUUAAACUGAACUUUGUCAUACUGACGCCUCUCUACUGUGAGUAAUGUGUGUUCUUAGACACAGCAGCUGGUUUUCAAGGAAGCACUUUUAAGCCAUUCUUUGGACUGUUCUAUAACGGUUAGCAGUGAGCUUUCCUCCGGCCUAUGGGGGGAGUUGAGCCCAGAGAAUUGUGUUUGUAGUUCCUAUGCAGGUGUAGAAUAACCAACCUGGUACCACAUCACUGUUGGGAUGGAGGGCCAACCCCCGAGGUAAAGAGCAGGAGAGAAGUGAAUGUGUCUGCACAGCCUUGAGAUUGAGUGAUAUAGGACAAUGGCGAUAUGACAAAUCUGUGCUGAACUAUUAUUAUGUUUAAGCUCUUUAAUUUGAAUUAAACUGAGCUAUACAGGGCUGCUUGGUAUACCUAUCUGUAGAAUUUAAUGCAUUGCAGUUAUAGUUGGGGAAAGACAGGGUUUCUACUUUAUGGAGUAUUUAUUGUUGGUAUAAUAAUGUGAAAAAAAAAAUCUCAAAACUCUUACAGUAAACACUUCCUCUACCCUAUUGUAGCCUCCCAGUGGCAAACCACAUUUACAGAAAAACUUAUAAAUAUAAACGAUAGAGUGUACAUGUCUUCGCUAAACCGGCCACACCUCUGCUAUGCGAGCAACUCUUUGACGCUUAGCAUCCUGUUCUGUGUUUUUUCUCUUGCUGCAUUCAGGAACACCCGUUUAAAUGUAUAGAUAAACAGAAAUAAAUCAAGACUUUUAUUCUAUCAGCACAAACCUCUGGUCUUGCUUUUUGUGUGUCAUUUCCUGCCACAGAGUUUAGGCUUGUUAUGCUGUUGUUCUGUUAACUGUACAAUUAUUUAGUUCAAAAAGUUAGUUUGUUUCUAAAGUUAAUUUUAUUCCUUUUCAUUCCUGCUUUGUUCUACUGCAAGCGCAAUACAGGCAACAA
Molecule: messenger RNA, 7514 nt
Organism: Gambusia affinis (western mosquitofish)
Lineage: Eukaryota; Metazoa; Chordata; Actinopteri; Cyprinodontiformes; Poeciliidae
Gene: bend5
Product: BEN domain containing 5
Exons: 6
Coding region: 100-1470 (456 amino acids)
Biological process (GO): negative regulation of DNA-templated transcription
Molecular function (GO): DNA binding
Source: RefSeq, a predicted model, not a curated record